AUGAAUCUGUAUUGUGUCUUUUGUCUUCCAGAUGUUUUGCUGCACUGCUGCGUCUUUGCAGUUUUGGUCCAGUCAGCUCCUGUUGACCCUCAGCUGGCCUUCAGGGAGGCAGCGGAGCGAGCAAAGCUGCUGGUGGAGAAAAUCCUGCACGACAUUCCCACGGCAUACAGAGCAACUGUCACCAUGGAGGGUUUGACACUUGACCCCUCCAACCAGCCAGCAAACCUGCAGAUGAUGACGACGUCACUGAAGAUUCCUGCAGCACCCGUCCUCAAACCGCUGUCAGACAGCUUCACACUGGAUACAUGUGUAAAACGCAUGUCUGCAGGCAGCCGGCUGCACCACGACCUCCUGGGAAGUCUGGCAGGGCAACUGAACGGUCUGAAUGACCUGAGAGCUGACCUGUGGGACCUGCUGUCUCAGAUCAGUAACCUGAAGCAGCUGGCUGACCUCAGCGACCCCACAGAACACUACCAGAGGCCAGACUUGACCUCUACCCUCCAGAGCGACUAUGAUGUCCAGAUGGCAGCCCACCUGAUCCUGAAACAGCUUCGCUCCUUCUGCCACGACCUGAUUCGCAGCCUGAGAGCAAUCAGCUCCAUCAGACCGAGCGCUGCAGCCACACGCUGACCGCGCUGCAUUCAGGGACACGCAGCUGGAGGAAUCACUCCACUCACUAAACGUCCACUGUGUGGAACAUCUGGGAGUCUUUUUGCAGGACAAUGAUCGUUCUUUGGUUUGUUUCACGGUCUGAGGUUCAUUUUCAAACGACAAUGAGAUGGGAGCGGCGCAGGAACCGUCAGUCCCGGUGUGGCCUCGUCCUUUAUGGAAAAGCAUCUGCAGGAAUGUCAGCCCUCAGAGCGUGUUUGGAACUGCCUUAAGGAAUAAAGGCUGCAAAAGCUGAACCUGUCUGAACUUGUUGCACAUCUUCAUUUCAUUCCUCCUCAGAGUUUUGUCUUUGCAGGCAAAGUCUGAAGGAUCAUAUUUUUUUCAGGAAUGUACAGAGUUCCUGAAGUAUAAACUCACAGCGCGACAAGCAGCGAAGACGACAAGACAGUUCUUCAAGUGUCUCCUUUGGAGUUUCUACUGAAAACACCCCCCCAAAAAAGGAUCAAUAUUCUGAAAUAACUGACGAUGACCUCAUUUCAGAAAACAGCCCAAAAAUGUCAUUUUCUGUUCAUUUGCUCCAAACAAAUUAAGCUUCAGUAUUUAUGUGUUCUAUUUAUUAAUAUAUUUAUUACAUAUUUAUGUCAGAUAUGUAAUGCUUUAAUUAGUUGUACCAUUAAAAUUGUCUUCUUUUCAGGAGAAAGGUUUCACUGUGACAAAAUGGUGUUUAAUUUUUGUGUAGCAGAUAUUUUGCUGAUUAUUUCUAUAAAAGGAAGCUCAUUUGUAAAAAAUAAAUAAAUAAAUAAAUA
Thalassophryne amazonica is the source of this 1415-nucleotide messenger RNA. It is a transcript of the gene csf3a, whose product is annotated as colony stimulating factor 3 (granulocyte) a. The record is from RefSeq and is a predicted model, not a curated record. Gene Ontology annotation, biological process: immune response; myeloid cell development; macrophage differentiation. The coding region runs from base 1 to 630 and encodes 209 amino acids. Gene Ontology annotation, cellular component: extracellular region. Lineage: Eukaryota; Metazoa; Chordata; Actinopteri; Batrachoidiformes; Batrachoididae. Gene Ontology annotation, molecular function: cytokine activity. The transcript is spliced from 4 exons.